Molecule: messenger RNA, 2971 nt
Organism: Tarenaya hassleriana
Lineage: Eukaryota; Viridiplantae; Streptophyta; Magnoliopsida; Brassicales; Cleomaceae
Product: cation/H(+) antiporter 6A-like
Exons: 5
Coding region: 359-2788 (809 amino acids)
Biological process (GO): proton transmembrane transport; regulation of pH
Cellular component (GO): endomembrane system; membrane
Molecular function (GO): antiporter activity
Source: RefSeq, a predicted model, not a curated record
GUUCAUACGUUAACUUGUCGCUUUUCUUUCAAUUCGAAAUAAUUUUUCUCUGCAAAUUAAACCGACGCCGCCGGUUAUCACUCCUCCUCCUCCCCCUCUUCUUCUCCCUCGCUCAUGGAUUUCCCUCCAUUAUUGCCUCCUCGGCUUCUCCCUUUUGGCCUGCCAUCGCUAUCGCCCUUAAUUCCCGUCGCGAAUCUCGCCGCAAAUUGUGGAAAUCGGAGAGAUCGAGACAUAUAUAGCAUGACUACGGGAGAGACGACGGUUUCCGGCGGAGAGUCGGCAGUCGUCUCAGGCCGGCGAGUGGAUUUUGGCUCUCUAUGCGCGUUGGGGUUUGUCUUGAUCUGUGUAGUUUACGGUCAUGGAUACAAUAAACAUGACGUGGUGGGAGGAGUUGAGAUGGAGAGGCUACGCCCUGAGCGAGGACGGGUCUCGGUUCUGCCUAACGGAUCUGUCCACUGUGAACUCGUUUGGUAUAUGGGAGAGAUUCAAUUUCAAAGCUAUAGGAGCCGGGUUUUGGGAGUACCCUCUUCCAAAUCUCGAGAUUCUGGUCCUGUCAGUGUUCUUGCUCUGGCGGUUCUUUUACGUCUUGUGCAAGAAGUUGGGUUUCAGAAUACCCCAAUUCGCUUGCAUGAUGCUCGCGGGGCUUGUCCUAAGCCAAGCUUCAUACCUCAGCCAAGAUUCCUUGAUUCAUAGGAUCUUUUUACCUGAUGACUACAGACCGAAGAUCCCUGAGACCCUUGGGGCAUUUGGAUUUGUCCUCUAUUGGUUUCUGAAAGGUGUGACUAUGGACGCUGAGACGUUCACAAGGAUGGGAAAGAAAUCUACCCUGAUUGGGUUUACAACAAUGGCAGUGCCGUUGUUUUUUGGUUCCAUCCUUUUCAUAAUUAGAGAGAGAACAGGGAAAAUGAGGUUGACGGUGCUUGAAUACAGAGCAAUCGUAUUCAUGAAUAGCGUAUCACCCUUCACAAGCAUCGAUACGCUCUUGAGAGAUCUCAAGAUCAACCACUCAGAGUUUGGACGGAUUGCACUGUCUUCAGCAAUGGUGACUGACUUGGUGGCCUUUGUCGUUCAUUUCCUCUUCGUGUUAUUGUGGGGUAAGGCUUUGGGCAUUUUGCAGACGGUUGCUGCUUGUGUGUUCUUCGCCUCAAUGUUCUUCUUUGUAAAACCAGCUAUGUUCUGGGUAAUCAGACAGACACCAGAAGGACGACCCGUCAAAGAUUUCUACAUCUAUGCCAUUCUCUUGCUCGCCUUCUUAUCUUUUCAUUACUGGCACCAAUUGGGAGAGUUUGGCCCAGCCGGUUCAUUUGUUUUUGGUUGGGCAAUCCCGGACGGGCCUCCCUUGGGGUCUGCUUUGGUACACAGAUUCGAGAGCUUCAAUCUCGGCAUUAUCUUGCCGCUCUUUGGAUCGCUCACUGCUAUGCAGGUAGAUUUACAGUGGUUAAUAGGGGAGAUCAAGAAUUUUACGCAUAUGGAGGGUCGAGUUUACGAGGCCAUUUCCAUGAUUUUGCUCUUGUCUGCUACGAAAUUCAUUACCUCCAUAAUAGUUGCAUUUGCUACGAGAAUGCCUUUGAGAGACUCCAUUAUUUUGGCCCUUGCUCUGAGUAACAAGGGAUUUUUCGAGCUUGCCUUCUUCACAUCCUCUGUUGAACUAAAGGUUUUGCACCCAGAGAUCUUCACAAUCUCGGCCACAGCUAUUCUCCUGAACUCUCUGUUUAUACCAUUCGCCAUUGAACUCUUGCAUGACCCGUCAAAAAAAUUCCGCUCUUAUGGUAGAAGAAACCUAGUGAACCUGAAAGAUGACUCGGAACUCCAGACCCUCGUGUGCAUUCACAAGCCUGAUCACAUAACAUCCAUGAUCAAUCUCCUUGAAGCUUUUCAGCCAUCACAGCAUUCACCAGUGGCAUGCUAUGUCCUUCACCUCAUCGAGCUCGUGGGUCGGGCAACUCCUAACUUCAUCUCCCACCAGGUCCAGAAACCGGCGGUCGGAAGCCAGUCUUGUUCCGACAAUGUCAUCGCCUCUUUCAAAUGUUUCAACCAGAAAUUCUCUGAUUCGACGUCUCUGUACAUGUUCACUUCUCUCUCCAUUGCCAAACACAUGCAUGAGGACAUUUGCUGGCUUGCCCUGGCCAAGAGCUUGUCCUUAAUCCUUCUUCCUUUUCACCGUACAUGGUCUGUUGACCGGUCAGCCAUCGUAUCUGAUGACGUUACCAUGAGGAAUGUCAACCGUAACAUCUUGAGACGAGCCCCUUGUUCGGUUGGAAUCCUCGUCUACCGUAAGCCCAUCUGGAACCCACAAAUGACGGAUUCCCAUUGCAAGGUCUGCUUGAUAUUCGUGGGCGGAAAAGACGACAUGGAAGCCCUAGCGUUAGCCAACCGAAUGAGGCGUAUGAACAAAGAGAUAAGCCUGACUUUCCUCCGAUUUAUCCCCGAGUCUUCGCUGUCGGAAUCCAUGGGGAAUAUGCAGGAUCUCAUGGAUCGGAAGGAGAUCAUGGAAAUGAACAUUGAUGGUUCAAAAGUGGGUAACAAUCAUCCAGUAACGUACAUCGACAGAGAGGUAUCAGAUGGGUUGGAAACGUCGGUGAUCCUACGCUCGAUGGCCCACGGCUACGACUUGUUUAUAGUCGGAAGAAGCAGUGGAGGAGACUGUGUCGUAACGAGAGGGAUCAGUGAAUGGACUGAGUUCGAGGAAUUAGGAACCGUUGGAGAUUUGUUAGCUUCCAAGGACUUUCCUACUAGGGCUUCUGUGUUGGUGGUGCAACAUCAAGAUUUCACAGAUGACAGAUACUAAAAAAAGCCCUUGCGUUUUUUUUUUUACUUUACUGUUUGUUCUUAAUGAUUAUAUUUUUGUGUUUUUAGAUUAGAAUUAGGUGUAGUUAUGGGGUUUUAAUCUUUGUAUUUGCAGAUUAAGUUCUCAUCUCAUGUAAACAUAUACAUGCGUUACUUGUUGGAUAAGUUAACUUUUGAUGACGUC